This is a messenger RNA of Punica granatum (pomegranate), 804 nucleotides long. NCBI's taxonomy places the organism in Eukaryota, Viridiplantae, Streptophyta, Magnoliopsida, Myrtales, Lythraceae. The record is from RefSeq and is a predicted model, not a curated record.
AUAUAUUAGCGCAUGUUGUGUAUGGGUAUAUAUUACCUUCCGCAACAGCUGUUGCCUGCAUCCAUUCGUUUGGCGACAUGGAGAGUGUCGAUGCUUCAGUGAAGCAAGAGAGCUCGAGCAAGGACAUGGCUCAGAGUAUCGCUAGCUUUCACUCCGCACCAUCGAAAAGCCCGACCGAGCCUACCGCCCACUCCGCUCACGAGGCCAAAUAUCUUGCAUCGCAAGGAAUAGCCAGGCCUAGGGACAAAGAUCAAGAUGGGCAGCAGCGUGAUUAUAGUCGUCGCGGCGUUGAGUCAUGUAAGCAACUGCAGCAGCCACAUGAUUAUUGUUGCGGGCGAGAGAGGCUGAAGAGGCACCGAACUGAGGUGGCUGGGCGGGUCAUGAUACCGGACACGUGGGGGCAGGAGAACUUCUUGCGGGACUGGAUCGAGUACUCGACCUUCGAUGCUCUGUUAGAACCCAAGGGGAUCUCCUCGGCCCGAGAGGCGCUCAUGGCGGAGGGGCAGCAGCGAGCCGCCUCCCAGAGGCUGAGGAUAGAGAGUAGGUGCUAAAUAUUAAUUAUUGAUAUGUUUCUUCUUCACAACUUUUAGAAAGCCAUUGUUAAUAAGCCAUACUCUUGUAGUUCCUUGCUUAAUCUACCAAAACAAUAAAGAUUGAACUCGUUGAGUUUUUGACGUUGAAAUAGAACGAGCGUGUUCACCCGAUGUAACGAUUCUUAGUAUCACGCAUCAGCGCACGAAGGCUUGUUUGUAAUCGAUUGUAAUAACAACAUUGUCAAUGUGCAUCAUUUCAGUAAUUCAUGUA